Prunus armeniaca (apricot) is the source of this 2055-nucleotide messenger RNA. Lineage: Eukaryota; Viridiplantae; Streptophyta; Magnoliopsida; Rosales; Rosaceae. The record is from the annotation of a GenBank genome assembly.
AUGCCUUCCAGAGACGGUAGCAAGGCUUCAAGCUCUCAGGUGCCUUUGUAUUUGUGGGGAGGUUCCGAGGUGUACAAGAAGAGGUUUGUGGCCAACCUGCGCCGCGUUACAAAUGAAGAUCAAUUCCAGAGGUGGCGGGCUGCUUAUGCUUUUGCAAUUCCUGAGGAUGUGCAUAUCAAGCUGGCGAAGCCUUUGACUGACUACAUGCCUUGCGUGGAUGCGAAUGAUCCAAAUGCGAGAAUCAUCACCUUCCGUCCCUUUUACUUCUCCUUGGGCUUCAAAUUCCCACUGUCAAAGCUCUUCAAGGAGGUGUUUUCCGCCAUGGGGUGUGCUCCGAGCCAGUGUACUCCCAAUGUUUAUCGGGCGAUCAUGUGCUUCGAGAAUCUAAGCCGUUUUUUCACGUUGGAGCUAACAGUGCGAGAUCUUAGCCAAGGAGAUCACGUGUGGCAUGAUGAUGUGUUGGAAGUCAGCGGACGGUGGGAAGGCGAUGUUGGUGAUGGUUCACUUGUUCCCAUCACCUAUUGCAACGCGGACGACAUCAGCAAGAAAUUGGAGCUUGAGCCUGACAUGGCUAAGGCUCCGUUUGGGAUUGCUGUCACUUUUAAAAAAAGUUGUUUAUGCUGUGCUUUGAAAAUAAUUAGCUGUAAAGUAAAGCAGCUCCGUGUUUGUGGUAGUGAUGGAGUGGAGGUGGUGGUGGUAGGGAUGGCGCUUGUGGAGGUGGUGGUAGUGACAGCAUGGUGGUGGAGGUGGCAGCAUGGUGGUGGUGGUGGUGUUGGUUGUGGAGGUUUUGAAGGAGGUGGUGGUUGUGGUGGUGGUGAUGGUGGUUGUGGUGGAGGUGGAGGUGAAGGUGGAGUUGGUGGUGGUGGUGGUGGUGGUGGUGGUGGUGGCGGUGGCGAUGGCGAUGGCAAUGGCGAUGGCGAUGGCGGUGGUUAUGGAGGUAGUGAAUGUGGUGGAGUUGGAUGUGGAAGUGGAGGUGGUUAUCGGGAGGAGGACGGUGGUCUGCCCCCAGCCGAGGAUGUCGAAAGAUGGAAGCAGAAUGGUCUGGACCCUGAUGAUCUGUCUGCUGAACAAGAGACAUGCUCUGCUGAACCCCCAUCAAAAAGGAAGACUGAAGUCAAGUCUUCGAGAACUCAAGCUACCUCUUCACAGGUGAGGAACGUGUCUCCAUUGAGGAAGAAGCCAAAGCUCCCUUAUGCUGAGAAGAUCCCAGUAGGAGUUGUUCCCGCCUCAUCUACUAGGGUCAAGCAUCUUGUUGGUGCAGACAGCAAGAAGAUAGGCGGUAUGCGCAACAUAAGGGAUGCUCCCCUUAAGCCUCUUGCUGAUGAGCUUGGAGAUCAUGAUCUGCUCCGCGAAGUGGUCCGUGUGCGAUCUUGCUCACCUGUUGAAAGACAAAGAGAUGCGGAUGUUCCUCCCCGAAGUUCGGGUCGUUUGCACCAAUCGAAGAGUGGAGGUCGAUGUGAGAGGUCUGCUCAUCCAUCCAACCGUCAUGAUCCAACUGUUGAGUCACGAGCAGUCAAGCAUGGAGUUGAUUCGACGUCGCAAAUUCCUUUGGAAGUGAGGUUGGCGGAGGCUAGGAAAGCAAGAGAGUCAUCUGCCCGGACAAAAGGUUCUUUUGCAACGUCAGCGACUGAUCCAAAGGUGGACAAAUCUAGCCCUGCAGGGGAUGCAGGCGUGUCUGAUCUGCUAAAGACGCAAUUUCUUUCAAGUCCAUCCUCUUGUGCUGAGCUGGUUGACCAAAUCCGUCAGGCUGGCGAUCUUGGUACUUUUUCAAGUCUUUCCUUGGAAAAGCAAAAGGAAUCGACACUUCAUCUGCUUCAAAAGGGAAUAGUUUUUGCUGUUGAGACCAUUCGGAACUCGUCUGCUGUUGCCCCAUCUUUUGUUCAGCUCAGCGAGUUGGAGAAGAAGAAUGCUGAGUUAGUUAGCAAACUUUCCGCCGAGCAGACCCGUUAUGAGAAGAAGACGUCUGAUUUGCGGGCGAUGAUAUCUGAGUUGAAGAGCUCCCUUGCUGAGAAGGAUUCCGAGCUUAACUCUUCUGCUGCUGACUUGGCAAGUUGA